Messenger RNA from Chlorella variabilis, 1953 nucleotides. RefSeq lists its product as hypothetical. The transcript is spliced from 13 exons. NCBI's taxonomy places the organism in Eukaryota, Viridiplantae, Chlorophyta, Trebouxiophyceae, Chlorellales, Chlorellaceae. Gene Ontology annotation, molecular function: glycosyltransferase activity. The coding region runs from base 1 to 1953 and encodes 650 amino acids. The record is from RefSeq and is a predicted model, not a curated record.
AUGCGCGGGAGUGGGCAUUCGGCCCUGAUUGGCUUCUGCCUGGCCGGCGCGGCGGUGCUGGUGCUGGCGCAGCCCGCGGGAGCGCAGGGCGAUGCACAGGGUGACGCGCCUGCGGCGCCGCACGCCGGGGCGCGCAUCCAUCCGACGGCGGCCGAAGCCUUUGCCACCCUCGUCUACUCGGAUUUGUUCCUGUUGGGAGCCCGGGUGCUGGGCCAGUCCCUGAGGGAGACGGGCACCACCAGGGACCUUGUGGCGCUGGUCACAGAGAGCGUCAGCCAGCAGGCGGCCGACACGCUGGCCCUAGAUGGGUGGAAGGUGCAGCGGGUGGGCCUGGUCACCAACCCUGGCACCUGGACUCAGGACCCCGAUCAGAGGUUCCCGCCGCGCUUCUGGGGGGUCUUCACCAAGCUGCUCAUCUUCAACCUCACCCACUCGCCUCUGUCCGCCGUCAUCACCUGCAUGGUGUAUCUGGACGCUGACACGAUCGCCUCCCGGAGCCUGGACGAGUUGUUCCUCUUCGACGGCCUCUGCGCCGUGAUGCGCGCCGCGGAGCGGGUCAACACAGGCGCGCGACGGCUGGCCCGGCAGCAGCGGGUGAUGGUGCUGACGCCGUCGGCGGCGCUCUUCCGGGCCAUGAUGGCCGCAGUCCCCUCCACCCCCUCCUACACCGGCGGCGACCAGGGCUUCCUCAAUUCUUUCCUCCCAGACUUCCCCGAGGCACCGCUGUUCGACCCGCGGCGCGGCCGCCAGCUCAGCGAGGUCGCCACCUGGCGCAGCGACGCGCCCGGCGCGCCCGGCUUGGCGCUGGGGCGGCUGCCCACAGUGUACAAUGCCGACCUGGGCCUCUACCUGCUCAACUCCAACCGCUGGACGCUGCCGGCUGAGGAGAUAAGGCGAGCGGGGCGGGUGAGCGCCGCGCACCAUGGCACAGGCAACAUCUCGCCACGCCCCGCCCUGCCCAGCAGGGUGCUGCACUUCACCCUUGCCACCUUCAAGCCCUGGGAUUGGUGGGCGGGGUGGAUCAUGGGAGAGACGUCGGCGCGGUGGCAGGCGCUGCGCUCUCGGCUGCCGGCGGCGGCAGACGGCCUCGCCGGAGGGAAGACGGCGCAGCAGCAGCUGGCAGCCCUGGUGCUGCUGCCCCUGCCACUCGUGAUAGCAGCGCUGCUGGUGCGGCGGUGCCUGUGGCAGCGGGGCCUGGGCCAGUUCGCGCGAAGCGCCGGCGGCCGCCUGGCGUGGGCAGUGGGGGCGGCGGGCACGCGGGCACGGGCGCUCAAGGCGUUCCGGCCGCGUGGCGGCGGCGGCAGCGGCGGCGGCAGCCCCUGCGGCAGCCCGCAGAGCCCCUGCUGCAGGGCUGAGCAGCAGCAGCAGCUGCUGAUGGCGCUGGACCUGCCCGCAGCGGCAGCCGCGGCCCUCCCCGCAGCGGCCCCGCCGGCGUGGCUCACCGCCGCGGCGGCCGGCGCCGGCAUGGCGGCCGUGGCCGUCGGCCUGGGCGUCAGCAUGGCGCUCAUUCCUCGCCAGGUGGUGCCGGCGGUGGGGUGGUGCCUUGCCUACCAGUGGACCGCUCUGUGCAUAGUGCUGCCCUACUCUUUAUUCCUGCAAGCCUGUCACCGGCUUGGGCGCGGCGGCGGCGCGGUCAGCGGCGCUGCCGCCGGUGCGACCGUGCCGGCAGCUCCCUUGCCGGCAGUCCACGCCGCCGGCAGCUGGGCGGCGCGGCCCUGGGGCGCCAGCCUGGCGCUGUUUGCUGCCACCCUGGCCUGCCUGGGCCUGGUGCCUUGGUCAGCAGACAUCCUGGGGGUGCCGUCGUUUGCCAGCAAGGCCAUCACAACAUUCCUGCUGGGGGCGAUCUCAGGCAUCCUGUGCACUCAGUGCUUCAUCGGCCUGGCGACCCGCUGGUACCAGAGCGGCGCUGCUGAGGCCGCGCUGGCCAGGUCUGCCUCAAAGCUGGAUGUGUAG